UCUCGUCUCUUCCUUGACCCUUUCGAUGCGAAAGAGGGUCCUCCCUCUCCAACUCUUCCUCUCCCUCCCUCUCUCUCUCUCUCUCUCUCUCUCUCUCUCUCUCUCUCUCUCUCUCUCUCUCAAUAUACAUAUAUAGGAAUCUGGAUAGAAUCAUUCUUUAGACUGCUAGCAUCUUUUCUUUUCCUUUUUCUCCCUCUUUCUCUAUAAAUCUCUUUCUGUAUAUAUUCUUUAGAUUAUAUUUUUUUUUAGAGAUUUAGAUUAGUAUAACAAAAAAAAAAAAACAAAAACACAAUUUAAUUUCUUGUUGUUGUAAACUUAAUUUAAUUAAAUUGAUCAAAACCAUGACUUCAGUCACCAACAUCGACGGUCACCAACCGCUUACUCCUGCCCUUCAACAUCAGGGUGAAAUGGAGAGUAAAGUGGAGAGUAGCGAAAAGGCAUGUGGGAAUCAUGGUGGGAUUUGUGCUAUAUGCUUGGAUAAGAUUGUCCUUCAGGAAACUGCUCUUGUUAAAGGUUGCGAGCAUGCGUACUGUGUGACGUGCAUCCUUCGAUGGGCCACAUACAGUAAGAAUUCAACCUGUCCUCAGUGCAAACAGCCAUUCGAGUUUCUCAAUGUUCACCGUUCUCUUGAUGGCAGCAUCCAGGAUUACAUGUUUGAGGAAAGUGUGUGCCUCCUCCUUCGAGCUGCAUGGUUCAUGCCUUUGACCGUGGAGGAUCAUGAGGAUUUUUAUGAAGACCCGGAUGAUUAUUAUCCAUAUGAAUAUGAAUAUGAAUAUGAAGAUGAGGAUGAUGAUCUAGAUGGAGUGUACUUGAGCAGUUCAUCCAGUCUUCGCAUUGGAAAUCGCAGGUGGGGAGAUAAUGGCUAUGUUAGGGCAGGGCGUCAAGAAGCAAGGCCAGUGCAUCGAUCAAAUUUCGAGGACUCGGGGGCCGGCUCUUCACGUGAACCUAAGAAGAAAGAGGCUGCAAAAGAUAGAACAGGGAGACGGGCAAAGAGGACACUCAAGCGUGAAGCGGCUGACAAGGCUGCUGCGGCAAAACAUCAGCAGCAUUUGACUAGGUUGGGCCGGAAGUGAUUCCAUGUUCAUUUCUGUUUGUUCUUCAUAAGCCAGGAACAGCGAACCUGUCACCUGUACAGUAUUUCCAUGCAUUAACUCUGGAAUAAUAAUGACAUGGUAGUUGAUUAGCAUCUAGGAGAUGGGGGGUAUGUGGACGAUGAAUGACAGGUCCAUUGCCCAUUCAGAAUUUAACGCUACUCAAUUCAACUCACAAUGAAGUUCAUAACUUCAUAUUGCAGUUGCUAA
Molecule: messenger RNA, 1301 nt
Organism: Populus nigra (black poplar)
Lineage: Eukaryota; Viridiplantae; Streptophyta; Magnoliopsida; Malpighiales; Salicaceae
Exons: 4
Coding region: 342-1073 (243 amino acids)
Source: RefSeq, a predicted model, not a curated record